Portunus trituberculatus (swimming crab) is the source of this 4120-nucleotide messenger RNA. RefSeq lists its product as uncharacterized. The transcript has 2 exons. Bases 2754 to 3899 code for a protein of 381 amino acids. The record is from RefSeq and is a predicted model, not a curated record. Lineage: Eukaryota; Metazoa; Arthropoda; Malacostraca; Decapoda; Portunidae.
UAUUGUUGUUCCCUUUUAUAUAUUAGUUGAGAACAGAUUGAUAUGUUUAUUUUCCCAAGAGACUAAAGAUAGAUGAGUUGACUCAAGGCUGAUAAGUAGGAGUGACUGCAUUACUAACUUGGCUACUACUUACUACUUUAGAGAAAUUCCAACCGACACCUUUUAUGAUGUGGGCAGGAUGAUGUCCCUUCAUUCUUUCCUUAAAGUUAUAAGUGUUCUGACUGCAUAUAUGAAUAUUGAGAAUAAUUUGAAAAGAAACUGCUGGCUUAUAAUGCGAAUAUAUGGAAAAAUAUGAUUGAUGGUUGAUUUCUCUUACUGGUCAAAUUGAAUGUUAUAUUUUGUUUCUCCACAAAGGCUGUCUCUAAACUAUGAACUUAUAUAAAUAUUGCUAAUACACGCCUUCUCAGCAGUUAAGGAUGUACCUUGUCUCUACACAAUGAAAGAUAAUCUACAGAUGCUGAUAAAAGCAUCAGCCUCCUGGGACCUGGAUGAUACGGCUGGCUGAGGGGUCAACCUGGUGUCACGAGCGUGGGCGAGGGCCAUAUCUAGGACUCCCCUGGUUCCAGCAGCUGGGAGCAGGCCUUCCCAACCCACACUCACACCACAUCCCCGGAUGAGAUAACGACCCGCAGCCAAGUAACAGUUCUUCUCAACCCUAUAAAAAACCACAACCACCGCAGGGGAAAACCUAGCUCCCCUUACUAUUGUAAUUUCUGCUGGAGAUCUGGAGGACUGUUGUUUUGUUAAGUAUGACAAGAGUGGUUUGGCAAAGCCACAUGCAUUCUCAUCGCAGGCUUCAAGAUGAGACAACCAGUCCCACAAAUGACGUGUGUGGCUGACCCUCAUGAUACUCGUCCAGUUGUGGAGGAGACAAAGCAAACACCAGCUGCGGACAAACCUCACUUGGGAAGUGAAGUUGCUUUGUCUUAUACUUGUACCCCAAUUGAGUCAUGCUUUUUUUUUCUGGUAAUGUUACUCUGCAUGGUAAAAUAUAUUAUGUUACUAUUUUUAGGGACACUGGUGUUACUGGGUCAUUACUUAUCAGUCCUACGGCUAAACCACUGGAGAGUUGUGAAAGUAUUAUGAUAAGAGGAGUUGCAGGAUUUGAUACAUUACCAAAGGUAACCAUUGAUCUUAAUUGUGAUCUAGUGAAGGCAACAGCUGAUGUGGGCGUAGUUGAUAGUCUACCAGUUCCAGUAUUGACCUUUUUAGGGAAUAAUAUUGCAGUUGCUAAAGUUUCUCAUCCCAUUGUAACUAUUGAGCCUUUAAAUAUUACUGAAACUGUAGCAUUGGAGAAGCAGAAUCCAGAUGUUUUUAAUGUAAGUGCUGUAACUCGCACAAUGGCGAAGGUGUUGGAUUCUCUUCCUGAGAUUGUGGAGGACAAUGAAAUGAGUGAGAAUGAUGAGAGUAGUAGUGUGGAGUCUGAGGUGUCAGAAGGUGAUGUGGCUCGUUUGUUUUAACCUUCUUCACCUAUUCUCUUCAGUGAUGUUGAUACGAAUAAGUUUAAAGAGCUACAGAUGAAUGAUCCACAAAUUGUACCACUUAAAAACACUGCAGUGGAGGAAAAUUUACUUUAAAAUGCAAGUGGUGUUGUGUUUUAUGAAAAGUGGUUUAUAAUGGAGGAGAUAUAGACUUCCUCAUGUUAAUGUUGAUGACGGGGCAUGGGAUUCUCAUCAGCUUGUAGUCCCACAGCAAUGCCUCCGUCAGCUGCUAGAAAUGGCACAUUCUGGACACCUUGGAGUUCGCAAGACCUUGCAACAGCUCAGAGACCACUUCUACUGGAAACACAUGAAGGCGAACGUCGCUCACUUUGUCAAGGAGUGUCACCCCUGUCAAGUGGCUGGAAAGCCUAAUCAGCCAGUGCCCAUGAGUCCUUUGAACUUGUACCUGUUAUGAAAAACCCCUUUGAGAGGAUUCUACACCUUUAAUGAACUUCAAAUACCAUACAUAUAUACAAACAUAUACAAACAACAAUGUGAACUAUGCACGGUGGCUUCCAACACACCUGUUAGAUAUAAUGACCUUGGAGGAGCGACACCCACAAAUUGCCGAAGCUUGCCAGGAAGUUUGUUGUGCACAAAUCCGACAGAGAUUUCUCAGCAAUGGCAAUCGACCAAGCACAUGAGCAAGCCAACGCGGUGGAGCAGUCGGAAUCACUGAAGAUCCCUCAACAAUAAGAAGAUGGAUGGUUGCUGGCCCUGCAGUGUCACAGCUUGUUGCGCAGUAUGAAGAGACGUCAGAGUUGAGGGAAGUGUUAAAGCAGACGGAACAUCUUGAACAGAUUCCCAGUGACCAGAGAAGCUUUCUGUAGAAGGUCCGAAGGUUGACAAACACACUGGAGGAAAUGGGCAAUCCAUUUCAAGAAGAAACAGGCGAUCUGCUCAGCCUGGACACCAAGGAUAUAGCAUCCUCAGACAGUGCUGUAAGGAUUGCUACUCACCUUUCCACUGGUAAUGCAUCCUUUGAGGCACGCUUAGAGGCACUAGAGCAUGAAGAAACCAGUUCGUUCUAUGCACCGAUCAAGAAGACAAAGAUGGACUUCUUCCAACAAGAAAAGCUCCGCACUAUUGCAAAGGAGAAGGUACUGAAGGAAGACUGUCAACUCCUCGAAACUGUUCAUUUCCUGCCAGAACAGAGAAUGCGAUCUACACGAAUUCUUCCGCCACGAUAAUCAGCCAUUUCCAGCAUCUCUUAGUGACGGAGGGAGGUUGCAUGUCUGCCAGAAAUCACAGCUAGCUGUCGUGCUGGAGGGCAUGGUUACACUCCCUGAUGCACAACUUGUGAUUGAUGUCAUUAGCAUUGAUGGUUCAGCUCUUAUCAACACGUUGCCACCAAGAAUGUCAAAGACAUUUGCAAAGUAUGCUGAGAUGGAAUUAAUUCCCAAGGUCGAUGCAUUUUCCAGAAAGUACCAUAGAACUGACAUUGUGUUCCACACAUACCAGGCAUCGAGUCUCAAAUCCGAAACUAGAUCAAAACGAGGUCAGGGAGCCAGACGCCGGGUCACAGGGACAGGGAAAUUACUGAGAAACUGGCGCAACUUUCUGCGUCAUUCUGCUAACAAAACUGAACUGUUUGCCUACCUGGCUGAGAAAGUGGUAGAACACCAUAGUGAAAACAGAAUCAUCGUUACUAGAGGUCCAGAUGCCCUCAGCAACCAUCCCAAGUUUAGCCUCAGUGGGAUAUCACCCUGCAGUCACAAGGAAGCUGACACAAGAGUCUUCCUACAUGCCAAGGAUGCAGCAAAGGGGGACUUCAAAACAGUAAUGAUCAGUGCCAAUGACACAGAUGUCUUUGUGAUCGCAGUUGCCACUUUCUCGCAAUUACAGGAACUGAGACUUCAGGAACUGUGGCUAGCUUUUGGCCAAGGAUGGAAUCUGAAGUGGAUCCCAGUGCAUGAGCUGACCACAUCCCUCGCUCCAGAGAGAAGUAGUAGUAUGCUCUUCUUCCACGCUUUCACAGGUUGUGACACUGUGUCUGCAUUCCGCGGACAUGGCAAAAAGUCAGCCUGGCAGACAUGGGAUGUGUGCCCUGAGGCUUCAGAUGUCUUCACCAAACUGAGCUGCUAUCCUGCAGACGUUGAAGAAUAUGACACUGUGAUGUUGGAGAAGUUUGUCGUCACGAUGUAUGACCGAUCCAGUUCAACUGAAGCUGUUGAUGAUGCACGACUGGAACUGUUUGCCAGGAAGCAGAUAUCCUACCAAGCUAUUCCCCCAACUCGAGCAGCUCUUGUUCAGCACAUCAGACGUACUGCAUACCAGGCAGCAUGUAUGUGGAGUCAGGCUUUGGUGUGCCAGCCUGAAGAGGAGAGUCCUGCUGAAUGGGGAUGGAAACAAGGAGACUGCUGGAGCAUCCUAUGGUCUGCACUCCCACCAGUUGCUCAGAGUUAUUUUAGCAGCUGACGAAAUGCCAGUGCAAGACGCAGUGUCACGGACGGUGCAAAUGUUACAAGUAUGGUUUGAGCUGUACGGCCAUGUGCAGCUGCAGUUGCUCAGAAUAGUGUUUACAUGUGGUAAAAACAUUGUUUUGUGUUUUUUUAAUGAUUUUUAGAGCCUUGAAUUUGUCAUAAUUGAAUUAUACAUUGCCAAAAAUGUAAGAAAUGGUGUUAAUAUCAAAAUCGAUU